AUGCUUUCUGAGAACAACUACGGCGUGUGGGCUGUGAAGAUGAAGAUCUUCAUGCGCGCCCAAGGUGUGUGGGCUGCCGUGGUGAACAAGGGAGGCGUUGAUGAGAAGAUGGACCAAAUGGCUCUCGCCGCCAUUGUCCAAGCUGUGCCGGAGGCUGUGGUGAUGAGCAUCUCCGAGCACGAGACGGCCAAGGAGGCGUGGGAUGCUCUCAAGGAGAUGAACAUGGGUGAACAGCGUGUCAAGAAGGUUACCACGAUCGUGAACGAGAUUCGCUCUCUCGGCACGAAAGUGGAGGAGACCACUGUCGUCGAAAAGCUCCUGUAUUCGGUCCCCGACAAGUUCCAACCCCUCAUCAGCACCAUCGAGCAAUGGGGGGAUGUGACUGUGAUGUCGGUGACGGAGACGAUCGGGCUCUUGAGGGCGUUCAAGGAGUCUUCAAAGGGGCGGCGUCGUGAUAGGGAGGGGGAGCAGCAGCUGUUGGCCGCGUGUGCCGAACCACGGCUGACACGUGCUGAGUGGGAGGCCUUAGUCGCUGAAGAGAAGCUACGUGGUGAAGGCUCCAGCAGCAGCGACAAGAAGAAGUACCACGGCAAGUUCGACAAGUCGAAGAUCGACUACCGCAACUGUGGUGAGUUCUGUGGUGAGUUCGGACACUUCGCCGAUGAGUGUCCUGCUGCAGUGAAGAAAGUGAUGAAGGGUGUGGCACAACUCGCCGUGGCGGACGCCGACGACGAACCCACGCUGCUUUGA
Messenger RNA from Panicum virgatum (switchgrass), 750 nucleotides. RefSeq lists its product as uncharacterized. The record is from RefSeq and is a predicted model, not a curated record. The transcript has 2 exons. Lineage: Eukaryota; Viridiplantae; Streptophyta; Magnoliopsida; Poales; Poaceae. Gene Ontology annotation, molecular function: zinc ion binding; nucleic acid binding. The coding region runs from base 1 to 750 and encodes 249 amino acids.